This is a messenger RNA of Fusarium pseudograminearum CS3096, 3195 nucleotides long. RefSeq lists its product as uncharacterized. Lineage: Eukaryota; Fungi; Ascomycota; Sordariomycetes; Hypocreales; Nectriaceae. The record is from RefSeq and is a predicted model, not a curated record. Bases 1 to 3195 code for a protein of 1064 amino acids. Gene Ontology annotation, molecular function: DNA binding; ATP binding; ATP-dependent chromatin remodeler activity. The transcript is spliced from 3 exons.
AUGGCUCGUGGUCGCCCUUCGACUCGGGGCGCUCCCGAAGCCUCGUCGACGACAGAUGUCUCUCGAGAGCCAUCUGUUGCAUCUGGCCGAAUGACUCGUUCAGCUGUAACAAAAAGUCAAGUUACCUCAUCUGCAUCGACCCCAGCUCCAAGCACAGAAGUCCAGGUGGCAUCUGGGCCACGACCAAGAGGCCGUCCAAGAAAGAGUGUCGCUUCUGUUGAUGAAUCGCCUGCUGCAAAGUCACCCGCUCCUGGCGCUGUCCCUGCUAGACAACGUGGACGUCCUCGUAAGGCUCUUGUCGCCGAAAGUGAGUCUGGAUCUUCAGUGCCCACCCCUAAGGAUCUCGACUCAGAGAGUGAUUAUUCAACUCCGGCCUCGAGCAAAGUACCCACCCCAGCGGCAGGCGGCAAUGUCAAGAUUGAAGUUGUUGUUCCUGGCCCUUCUACUUCUGCUUCACUUGCUACUGAUCGCGAAUGGGAGCUGCGCAACAGUGCUUAUUCGAUGACAAGGGGCAAGGGCAAAUCAAGAAUGAUUGCAGAUUCCGAGGAUGACGAUGAUGAUCUUCUCGACAAUUCCCGGGACGCCCAGGUGGCCCGUCGUCUUCAGAAUGAAGAGCUCAAACAACUACCGACCAUACCAACUCGCCCCAUCCGUCGAAGUGUCAGAUCGUCUUUGUCUACUGCCACUCCAGCCCAAACCUCAGUGAAGCGAGAACGGGCGUUGACUGAUACAACCGCCAAAAGAGGACGUCCACAAAAGAAGCAGAGAGUUAUCCCUGAUUCCGACGAUCAAGACAUCGACAUGGAUGCUGAAAUCGCUGCUGCAGCGGCGCUAGAUUCGGAAGAGCUCUCGUCACUGAGCUCACAUGCGGACGAGGAAUUUUCGGAUGAUGAUGGCAGUGAGGGAGACGGAGAUGAGUAUGCCUCCAGUGACGAUGAGCCGCUCAGAUCUCGAAAGUCAAGGGGAAAACUCCCUGCACGCGCCAUCGCGAGCACAGCAUCUCUCGGAAAUGGUAUUGCCACUACAGUUCCGCCCUCUGAUAUGACAACUGCGUUGCAUAACGGCCCCUCAGGCGACGAACUUGAUGCUUUGGAAAACGCGUUGGGGGUUGUCGGAUCAUCUGACUAUGACAACAUCACAUCUGCCAUUGACACCGGUACUAGCGAUACUGACGGAGAUGCUGCCAGAACCAAUGUUGCUGCUAUCUCUCGAAGCCGACGAGGUUUCAACUCCCUCACGGGUCGAAGCAAGCGCCAUAUUAGGGAACGAGAGCGUUUGGAAAAGAACCAUCCUGAGAUUAAAACGAUGUGGCAAGACUUGGAGGAUAGGCCUGUUCUCAAGGCCGGAAAAGCCGCCCAGCCUCAAAACAUCUCACGUCAACUCAAGCCGUUUCAGCUUGAAGGUCUAGCUUGGAUGACGGAGAUGGAAAGGGGAGAGUGGAAGGGUGGAUUGCUCGGCGAUGAGAUGGGUCUGGGCAAGACCAUUCAGGCUGUAUCUCUGAUAAUGUCAGAUUACCCUGCAAAGCUCCCAUCGCUGGUGCUCGUGCCCCCUGUUGCUUUAAUGCAAUGGCAAUCGGAGAUCAAGUCGUAUACUGACGGUACCUUGAAGACAUUCGUUUACCAUGGGACGAACCAAAAGACCAAAGGAAUAACCGUCAGUCAGCUCAAGAAAUUCGACGUGAUCAUGAUGUCGUACAACAGUCUCGAGUCCAUCUACCGCAAGCAAGAGAAAGGCUUCAAGCGCAAGGAUGGGAUUUACAAGGAGAAGAGUGUCAUUCACGCCAUCAACUUUCACCGAGUCAUUCUGGAUGAGGCACACUGCAUCAAAACGCGAACCACCAUGACUGCCAAAGCAUGCUUUGCUCUCAAGACCACCUUCCGAUGGUGCUUGACUGGCACACCUCUCCAGAACCGAAUUGGCGAGUUCUUCUCUCUCGUUCGCUUCCUGAACAUCGCUCCCUUUGCGUCUUAUCUGUGCAAGAUGUGUCCUUGCUCGACGCUUGAGUGGUCUAUGGAUGAACACAGCCGCUGCUCUGGCUGCAAACACGCAGGUAUGCAGCAUGUUUCGGUUUUCAACCAAGAACUUUUGAACCCCAUUCAGAAGUACGGAAACCGUGGGCCUGGAAAAACGGCUCUUGGGCGCCUACGGUUGAUGACGGAUCGCAUCAUGCUGCGUCGACUGAAGAAGGAUCACACCAACUCUAUGGAGCUACCUGUCAAGGAAAUCUAUGUUGAUCGUCAGUUUUUCGGCGAGGUUGAAAAUGAUUUUGCCAACAGUAUCAUGACUAAUGGUCAGCGCAAGUUUGAUACCUACGUCGCACAGGGUGUUCUCCUCAACAACUAUGCCAAUAUCUUUGGUCUCAUCAUGCAGAUGCGACAAGUUGCUGAUCAUCCCGACCUUCUCUUGAAGAAGAAUGCCGAGGGAGGACAGAAUAUCCUUGUCUGCUGCAUUUGUGAUGAGCCGGCAGAGGAUACGGUACGCAGUAGGUGCAAACACGACUUUUGCCGGGCCUGUGUUGGUAGCUACGUCCGCUCGACUGAUGAGCCUGACUGCCCUCGCUGCCAUAUCCCCCUAUCGAUCGACCUUGAACAGCCGGAAAUUGAACAGGACGAGAAUCUUGUCAAGAAGAACUCGAUCAUCAACCGAAUCAAGAUGGAGAACUGGACCUCUUCAUCCAAGAUUGAACUUCUUGUUCAUGAGCUACACAAGCUCCGUUCUGACAAUGCCUCGCACAAGUCAAUCAUCUUCUCCCAGUUCACCACCAUGUUGCAGCUCAUCGAGUGGCGCCUGCGCCGAGCUGGUAUCACUACAGUAAUGCUUGACGGCAGCAUGACUCCUGCUCAGCGACAGGCUUCUAUUGAGCAUUUCAUGAACAACGUGGAUGUUGAGUGCUUCCUCGUUUCACUCAAGGCCGGUGGUGUGGCGCUGAAUCUGACCGAAGCCUCUCGAGUCUUCAUUGUUGAUCCGUGGUGGAACCCGGCUGCAGAAUGGCAGUCUGCCGAUCGAUGCCAUCGCAUUGGCCAGACUCGACCUUGCACCAUUACCCGUCUCUGCAUUGAAGAUUCGGUUGAAAGUCGAAUGGUGCUGAUCCAAGAGAAGAAGACCAACAUGAUCCAUUCUACUGUCAACGCUGACGACAAGGCUAUGGAAUCGCUUACCCCAGCGGAUAUGCAGUUCCUUUUCCGUGGUUCUUAA